AUGAAAGAACACCAAUUUGAACUUCAAUCAAACGACCGUCUUGAUUGGUUUAAGAUCAACGUCGACCAUAUACAAGAUGUGAACAUCCAUGCAGUCAGUUUUCAAAGAUUCAAAGAUAAGUUGCACAACCUUACUGAAUUAAAUGCCCAUAAUGAACACUAUGGGAAGAUUCAACCAAAUUAUGUUGAUCCUUUAUUAAAGGAUGCACGUAUCGGUUAUGCCAAAGAUAGUUCAAAUUUUGAAACAGGCAUUGUUGAUGCUGUUGUAUGCCCAUAUUGUGAUCCUUUCGAAUGUGUAUCUUCAGAUUUCCUUAGUGUCACUUCUUAUUCUCUUGAAGAUGAUGGGUAUGAAUACCAUUUGAGAUCAAUCCAUGGUAUUUUCGCUGAUGGUUCCAAAGUUACUCAGCCAUUUAUUGGUGAUACAUUCAUAUAUGAUGAUAAUAAUGGUAGUGAAUUAGAGAAAAAGAAAAGCUUAGUUAUUGUAUGCUCACAUCAUUUGGAUGGUGAUAAAGAAAAAGCAUGUCUUGCAAGUUUCUAUCUAGACGAUUCAGAUUAUCCUUUAUCUGAGUAUUUUGAUCAUUAUUAUUCAUCUCAUGUGUUACAUAAAGAAGACCCAUCAUCAAUCCCACGCUAUAUACCAAUAUGUCAUGAUGAGGAAAACCCUGGAUGGUUAAAUUUCAAAGAAAAUUUGUUUGUUCCCAUUGAUCCUCAUAUUCAUUGUGAUGCAGAUCUUCAUUUAAGCAAAAGCUGUACUGAUAUUACGCUUCAACCAUUUGUCUUACCCCAAUGGGAUGAUGUGAUUUUCACAGAUUCAAGAUUAAGGAAUAAAAUUGCAAAUAGACCAAUUAUUUCAAAAAAUUAUACUGAAGGUUAUUGGAUUCACUAUAAUCGUUUAUCUUCAAGAAAUCCUGCUGAAAUUUUAAUGAAUGAAUGGGAAGAAGAAUGUAAAUUGGAAACAGAAACAAAAGCUAAUAACAAAACUUCUGAGAAGAAAACUUUAGAUGAAACCACUGUUGAACAAAUAGAGGAUUUAGAAUAUGAAAAACAAUUAUCUGACACAGAAUCUGUAUAUUAUGAUAGUGAAAGUACAAUUCAAGAUGAAUCUAUCAUUUCAUCUAUGUUUGUUUCGGAUGAUAAUACUGGUUCUAAUAAAGUUAAUAGUGUCCAAGAAGCUUUUAAUGAACUUUCCCAAGAUUUAUCUCAGGAAAUGGAUUUUAUAACCAUAGCUCCAAAAAGAUUAGUCUAUUUUUUACCUCCUGAUCCAGAUAUUUCAGUUGAAUCAUAUCCCACAAGGGAUAAAGAGCCAAGAAGGAACACAAAUUCCCAGAAACAAAAUAAUAUACAAGAGCAUAGGAAAACCGAGUUACAUCAGAAUAAAAAAGAUAAAAAGAAGAACAAUCUUGUAAAUUGUUGGCUUCAUCCUGAAAUAGAAUCUGAUACAGUUGAAGAUGAGUUAAGUGAAAUUUCAGAUAUAGAUGAUCAAAAAUCACCAUCACAAAGUCGACCAACAUUUACAAUUGGUGAUUCAGACUCAGAAGCAGAAGAUAAAGAAAAUUUAGAAUCUGAUUGUGAAUGGAUAUUCAGUGUUUCAAAUAGAAAGUAG
Molecule: messenger RNA, 1602 nt
Organism: Hansenula ciferrii
Lineage: Eukaryota; Fungi; Ascomycota; Saccharomycetes; Phaffomycetales; Wickerhamomycetaceae
Exons: 1
Coding region: 1-1602 (533 amino acids)
Source: RefSeq, a predicted model, not a curated record